Molecule: messenger RNA, 1557 nt
Organism: Salvelinus sp. IW2-2015
Lineage: Eukaryota; Metazoa; Chordata; Actinopteri; Salmoniformes; Salmonidae
Source: RefSeq, a predicted model, not a curated record
AUGACCGUGGAGAUCAACACUGCCACUGCCAACAGGUGCUCUCAGCUGGAUAAGAGUGAGGUGACAACGUUUGACCUGCCCCUCUCAGCCAGCCAUGGCGCCACUGAAGCUUCUGCCUCUAACAUCAGCGUGGAUGGAGCAGGGGCUGUGGCCGGGGUGGAAGCUCUGGCUAGGGGGGCUGAAGUGUCAGUGGGCGCCGAGGCCCAGCGGACACGGGCUGUUCUGGAGCAGCUACAGCAGAAGAUCCUGAAGAGCAUUGAGCAGAUUCGGAUAGAACAGGAGGCACGAAACGACAACGUGGCAGAGUACUUGAAGCUGGCCCACAAUGCCAACAGCCAUCAGGCUUUUCGUAUCAAACAGGUGUUUGAGAAGAAGAACCAGAAGUCUGCUCAGACCAUCGCCCACCUGCACAAGAAGCUAGAUCACUACUACAAGAAGUUUAAGGAGAUACAGCAGCAAGGUCUGGGCCGGCAGCCUAAGGAUGUGCUGGGGGAUAUGCAGCAGGGGCUGAAGGAUGUAGGGGCUAACGUACGAGCAGGGAUCAGUAGCUUUGGUGGAGGUGUGGUGGAGGGUGUCAAAGGGGGCGUGUCAGAACUCACUCAUACAGCUGUGGUGUCUAAGCCCCUGGAGUUUGUCAGCUUGAUCCGCAACAAAUUCGGCAGCACACACUCGCUAGAGGAUGGUGUGGAGGAGCAUUUAGAUGAUGUACCCCUGAGUAGCAGCGUCACCUUGGCCUCCAGCUCAAAGUACAGUAGUGACGACGAGUGCUCCAGUGACUCUGUGACAAGCAGUAAUUAUUUCGGGGCUGGGGGAGGAGGGGGGAUGUUGGGGUUGGGGCCGUCCAGGAACCACCACCACAGGUCCUGGGACACUCGGCUGGAAGGCCUGCAGGAGAUCAAAGCCAGCCAGGCUCACAUGGAGGACGCCAUCGAGGACAUGAAGAGUCAGCUGCAGAGCGACUACUCCUACAUGACCCAGUGCCUACAGGAAGRAAAAUACAGGUAUGAGCUACUGGAGGAGCAGCUGAAUGACCUGACAGAGCUGCACCAGAACCAGAUGUCCAACCUGAUACAGGAGCUGGCCAGCAUGGAAGAGAAAGUGACCUACCAGUCCUAUGAGAGAACCAGAGACUCUCAGGAGGCGGUGGAGUCAUGCAUGAACCGCAUCCAUAGGUUAGAGCUGCAACAGCAGCAGCAGCAGAUGCUGCAAUGGGAGGGUGUGGAGAACGCCAAUGCCCACGCCCUGCUGGGAAAACUCAUCAACAUCAUCCUGGCUGUCAUGGCUGUAGUGCUAGUGUUCGUCUCCACCCCUGCUAACUUUAUCACCCCGCUCAUAAAGACCAGAGCACGCGUGGCUGCCACUGUCUUACUGGCCAUUUUUCUGUUUAUCCUCUGGAAGUACUGGGACUUCCGGGAGCUUUGGCUACUGCCAGGCUGACACCUCCAUAGGCCAUCACCCACACACAUUGUUUUGACUUGACCUAUCACCUACACUGAAAAAAUAAAGGUUCCUUGGAGAACUCUUGCCCGAUAAAUAAACUUGGAGUUAAGUGUAAGG